This is a messenger RNA of Cadophora gregata, 2828 nucleotides long. RefSeq lists its product as uncharacterized. Bases 1890 to 2828 code for a protein of 312 amino acids. The record is from RefSeq and is a predicted model, not a curated record. The transcript has 3 exons. NCBI's taxonomy places the organism in Eukaryota, Fungi, Ascomycota, Leotiomycetes, Helotiales, Ploettnerulaceae.
GUCGGUUACUCCUUCGCAAAUGCUUGAUGCGAGAUGUGAAGCUUACAGACUGACUAGGCUCCGAUUAUGUUCAAUCUCCAACUAGUAGUUUAAUAUGAAGAUGUCCUCGAGGCGCUCGUGUCAACAUACUAAGAUAUUGGCACUGCUCUUCCCAGCUUUGAUUCGAACUUCGCUGGCAACGGCACUUCUUUUGAUGUGAUUAAAGAGCACAAAUAUGCGCUUGGUGUCAUUUACUCCGGAAUCCUAGAAAUUCAUCGGAUCACAUGGAAGAUAUUUCUGCGAGUACAUUGGCGUGCAUUGUUUUACACCUUAUGGAAGGAUUCUAUGCCCAAAAUCCAAUCGACCGUCACUACAACAGCAGGGCGACCUCAUCGACAGGAGGAGAAUGGCAACAAGCUCCAGCUUCCAGCUUAGAAGCAAGAAUGACCGGGAUCUUGAGGAACGUUGAAGUCAUCAGCAUAGUGUGCAGCAAAUCACCGUGACGAGCUCUUCGCAGGCUCGCCCAUUGCCCGCCUUGUGUUGGGAGACAGAGUGUUGGGUGUAUCAAGCUUGAUUGUUAAAGGUACGUUGAAGCUGUGACUAUAUACAGAGAAAGGCCCUCGAGUGGCUCCUUCCCUAACACCUUGGAAGUCCUAGAGCCAGACUUGGGUAUUCAAGCUCGAACUUGGCGUAAAAAAUGUAUGGCUUGCUAUGUCACAUUCUUGCUCUGGACAGCCGUUGCUGUUGGCAGCUUGGUGAUUGGUCUUUGGCGCUCCUUUGCCACUGGGGAUGAAGGGAAGGGCUUUCACGGAUGCCGCCUAUAUAUGUAGUAGCUGUUGGAGGGGUUGUUGUCUUUCCUAUUCAAAGUCGACAUGGUCAACGAUGCAGGACGUCACGCUCAGUCGGGGAUUAGACACGCAUGACUUAUCUCGAAAUAGAUAUCGCCGGGUCCUCAACAUGGGUGCAAAGAAACGGCAUCCUCGUAUCUAAUAAUUGGGGCUGAAGCUUUUCUUACAUUUGACAACUGGAUUGCCCUUCCACACUCUUAUUCCUGGUCACCAUGUAUACUAUACCGGAAAGUAUUUGAAUCUGUAAGAGUUGUCUUCCAAUAUCACCUCAGGAAGCCCGGUACGCUUUCAGCCCUUGAAGUGCAGCACGGGUCAGUCGUUCCAUGCGAGUGGUUCCGCCCCUGCGAGGGCUCCACAAUCCGGCAUCGCAAAUCCGGGGAAACAUUCCAACAAUCAUGGCCAUGUCAACUUCGAGGCCAAAACUCGAAAGAACUUAGAAUGUCCAACACUUCAACGGCCAAAGAAUAUCCAAUGCACCAGCUUUGGCAAAAGAUGUGCCGAUGCUAAAAGAUUUCUUCCAGAACAAUAAUACGAUGUGCUUUUUGCGUUCCUUCAAUUGCUCUAAGAGCUGGAAGCUUCCCAAUUAUGGGCUCCGCUUUCCAAAAAUCCAUUCAACAUGGUCUCAAGUAUCACUAGGUAUACUUACUUCACUAAUCUCAAGACUAAGUCAAUGCGAAUCUGUACAACUCCAUAUACCGACUCCACGUCCAGUUGGGAUUUAUGUGCCGCUCACUUCCACACCUCCGUCCUACCACAGCAGUUUGUCAUCCACCGUAACCUGCCAGGAAAACAUGUUGCAUGUCGCAUAUUUGCAUCAUAGCCAAUGGCAUUCGCAGCCAGCAAUACAGGUGUGCAGCCUAUAUGUUUCAGUCCGAGCAACAAAUGCAAGCAUUGCAUUUAGCUUGCUUGUCGUCCCACGCCAAGCAGGGGCAUAUUGAAACUUUGGCAAAGUAUAUAUCUUGUCAUCUUAUCUUCAUCCUUAUCAGACAUCGUACCAUCACAGUAUAAAGGAUUCACAGUAUCUUUUUCCUUGGAACUUGACAACGUACUAUCUUCAAUUCAAUGCAUCGAUCUACCAGUUCAAGGAGUAAGUGGAUGGACGUCCUGGGCUUCGACCAGCCCGCCGAAGAGCAAGGAAAUCGAAAUUAUCGUGGAAAUUCACUUACAUACUUGUCUGAUGGGCAAGAGUCUGCUUAUGAACCUGUGCACCCUCCGCUACGUUCACCAACGUAUACGACAUAUCCUCGAUUUCCGAGGGAUGUCAUGUUCUGUCGCUUUGGAGGCGACAUCCUGCUCAGUCCCUCUUCACCUGCCCCAUCACCAAACGACAUCAAACCCCUGCCAGCACCACCACACCUGUUCUACAUAACCAUCCAAAAUGAUCUCUCUUCGCAGAUCAGCACAGGCAGGCCAGAUCUCGUUCUCCACAAAGGCCCCUCCAAAGCAUCAACCGUGAUGUCCUUUGCCAGGUUUCACUCCGUCACUCAAAUGACAGACAUCACACUCUGUCCUACACCACCCCGAUCCGCAACCGCCAACUUCUCGAGAACAAACUUCUCAUUUCCACGCUUACCUGAACCCGAAGAGAAGCAAGGGCUCCGCCCUAAAUUCAAAUUCGAGCAGCUCGGUCCCGCAAGCGGUAUUUUCAGCGCCGAGAAAUACGAGUUCUGUCACACCUUUCCGUGGAACAAUGUACGUGAGCGCUUCGAAUGGCGAUACACGUCUGGGCCAUUUGUUCGGACUAUAUAUAGGGAUAGUGGAGGUUUGAAGCUGAUUCGAGUAAGUACAGGAGAUGCCAUUGCUGUUUAUGCUGGGCUGGGACAUUCGUCCAAAGCGAGUAAUCCGAGUCGGGUGCUAGGCAUGUUCAGAUUCCUGAAGGGCGACAGUAUCGAGGGGUUAGGGGAAGAGUUUGAGGUUUUGGCGAUUAUGUCGAUUCUUUCGCUGGUGGAGAGGGGAAGGAGGGUGGCAAAGGCUCAUAAUAAGGCUUUCGGGAUAAAGUGA